Molecule: messenger RNA, 1913 nt
Organism: Oxyura jamaicensis (ruddy duck)
Lineage: Eukaryota; Metazoa; Chordata; Aves; Anseriformes; Anatidae
Product: ephrin-A4-like
Exons: 6
Coding region: 1-930 (309 amino acids)
Biological process (GO): axon guidance; ephrin receptor signaling pathway
Cellular component (GO): plasma membrane
Molecular function (GO): ephrin receptor binding
Source: RefSeq, a predicted model, not a curated record
AUGGCUCUGCCAGCACGGCCAGGGCUCUGCCUGCUGCCAGCUCGACACCCAGCCCAGCGCCUGCCCCGGCUGCAGCAGGAUCCGGCCGGCUGGGAGACGUGGGCGCAGGGCUGCUGCCUGGGGCGAGGGGCUUUGUGCCCCAGCCCCUGGCCCCAGCCCGCGUGGCCGGGCUACCGCGGGCCAGCCCCGGCCCCCCAGCUGCAGCCGCUGAGCCCAUUCAGCUCCAUCGGGCUGCAGCUAAUCGGAGCUGAUGCCUGUUUGUUUGGAGAGGCCGGGUGCCCGGUAGCUGUUUCAACAAAAGCCUGGCCACCCGCUCUGCUGGGGCGAGGAGGGGUUGAGCAGAGCAGCACGGGGUGGGGGGCGUCUCUCCUGGACCCCUGGUGCCCACUCCUCAGCUCCCCCCUGCCCGGCAGGUUCCUGCGGGACGACUACUCCAUCCAGGUGUCCAUCAAUGACUACCUGGACAUCUACUGCCCGCACUACGAGGGGGCUGUGCCCGCCGGCCGGGCAGAGACGUUCACGCUCUUCAUGGUGGACCGGGAGGGCUACCGCGGCUGCUACGAGACCCCCGGGGCCUUCAAACGCUGGGAGUGCAACCAGCCCCAAGCGCCCUUUGGGCCCGUCCGCUUCUCGGAGAAGAUCCAGCGCUUCACCCCCUUCUCGCUCGGCUUCGAGUUCCAGCCGGGGGAGACCUACUACUACAUCUCCGUGCCCAGCCCCGAGAGCGCCGGGCGCUGCCUGAAGCUGCGCGUCUCCGUCUGCUGCAGAGCCACCACGCCGGAGCCGGUGACGGAGGUUCCCAACUCCCAGCCCCACGGGCGAGGGCCCCCCGUGGACGCGGGGACGCCCCGGGACACCGCGGCCCCGGCCCUGCAGCAGCGCCGUGCUCCGUGCCUGGCUCUUACGCUCCUCGCCCUGCUCUGGAUCUGACCCCGCGGCUCUGCCCACGGCGGGGACACGGGCUCCUCCGCCACGCUGGCCGCUUGCGAACGUUUUUCUCCUGCCACCGUCCCACCGAGCCCGUGGGGCAGCCCUGGGCCACGACUCUCCUGCCAACCCCCUGCCGAGCUGAGCUGGGGGCCAGGGGCUCCCGGCUGGAAGGGGCCUUGCUUCCCUGCCAGCAUCCCCCUGUGCCGGCCCCGACAGCAACCCUGCCCCGGCGCUGUGGGCUCCCCGCAGCUCCUUGGACACCUGCUCUGCCCCAGGGCCGUCUCCUCAUCUUGUGCCUUCCCCCAUGGACCCCCUGCUGUGGGGGGCCGGGGACCCCCAAGCCCUGGAGCAGGGCGACAGCUCCUCCGGCCGCUGGAUGGAGGCAGGCGCCCGGCCCCGCUGCUUGCCUUGUCCUCCAGCGAGGACACUGAUCUGUCUUCUGCGAAGACGCCCUCCUCCUCCGUGCGGUUCCAGUCCGUACGGUUUGGUUUUAACCCCUGGUAGUGACUGAGCCGAGUAAUACAGUAUUUGCAAGACCGAUGUGCCCUCGGGCUUUGCACCCCUGUCCCCUCAAGCGCAGUCCCUGUCCCCGCGGGAUGCUGGGGUGUUCGUCUCGCAGCCUUUGCUGCAACCUUUCAGGCUGGGGGGGGGGGGUUAAUUGCAGCGAUUGAUAUUGAGACAUCAGCUCAUGUGACAGGGAGAGCUUUAAUUACAGAUCAGCUGCCUGCAAUUAGUGCCUGGUGGCAGGGCCCGGCGCCGGCACCUGCAGAGGGGCAGGGGCAAGGGGGUGGCAGAGCUGGGGUCGCUCACCCGCAGCCCCAGGCUGAGCGCGCUGGUCUUGAUCCCUGCCCUUAGCCGGGCUCAGACACCGGUCCUUGGCCUGUCCGUACCCACCCUGCACCCCCCAGCGCUGCAGCAGCACCUGGGGGGCCAGCACGCUCCUACCAUCCACCCCCCAGGCAGGAGCAGCGCUCACGUAUGCC